Messenger RNA from Peromyscus leucopus (white-footed mouse), 1998 nucleotides. It is a transcript of the gene Reep2, whose product is annotated as receptor accessory protein 2. Gene Ontology annotation, molecular function: microtubule binding; taste receptor binding. The coding region runs from base 162 to 926 and encodes 254 amino acids. Gene Ontology annotation, biological process: endoplasmic reticulum tubular network organization. Lineage: Eukaryota; Metazoa; Chordata; Mammalia; Rodentia; Cricetidae. The record is from RefSeq and is a predicted model, not a curated record. Gene Ontology annotation, cellular component: endoplasmic reticulum membrane; cytoplasmic microtubule; endoplasmic reticulum tubular network. The transcript is spliced from 8 exons.
GCCCACGGCCCGCUGCUGCGGCAGGGACCUCCCCUUUAACGGCGGCAACUCCGCGUUCCGCUGACCCCACGGCGGCUGCCGCUGCUAACUGCAGCUCCUGCUGCCUCCACCGCCGGCCUCGGGCAGCAGCAUCCUCGCCCAGGCUGGGUCCCCGCCCCACCAUGGUGUCCUGGAUCAUCUCUCGCCUGGUGGUGCUCAUCUUCGGGACCCUGUACCCAGCCUAUUCUUCCUACAAGGCCGUGAAGACCAAAAACGUGAAGGAAUACGUAAAAUGGAUGAUGUACUGGAUCGUCUUUGCCUUCUUUACCACAGCUGAGACACUUACGGAUAUAAUACUGUCCUGGUUCCCCUUCUACUUCGAGCUCAAGAUUGCUUUUGUCAUAUGGCUGCUGUCCCCUUACACCAAGGGCUCCAGCGUUCUCUACCGCAAGUUCGUGCAUCCUACGCUGUCCAACAAGGAAAAGGAGAUCGACGAAUAUAUCACACAAGCCCGAGACAAGAGCUACGAGACCAUGAUGAGGGUGGGCAAGAGAGGCCUGAACCUGGCCGCCAAUGCCGCAGUCACCGCUGCCGCCAAGGGCCAGGGGGUGCUGUCCGAAAAGCUCCGGAGCUUCAGCAUGCAGGACCUGACUCUCAUUCGAGACGAGGAUGCACUGUCACUGCAGGGACCAGAUGGCCGCCUCCGACCCGGCCCCGGGGGUCUCCUGGACACCAUUGAAGACCUAGGAGAUGACCCUGCCCUGAGCGUAAGGUCUAGCACAAGCCAGGCAGAACUCCGGACUGAGACCUCAGAAGACGACCUGGGAGAUAAGGCAACCAAGAGGACCAAAACUAUCAAAAAAGUGCCCAAAGCUGAGCCAGUGGCUUCCAAGACGCUGAAGACCCGACCCAAGAAGAAGAGUUCUGGAGGGGGCGACUCAGCCUGAGGUCCUCCCGUCCCCCCCAACCCCUCCAGUGUAAGACGGUAGCGAGCACUGGGAAGAGCUGCGCGGCCCAGCACCCCCGCUCCACAAGUGGGCCACCAGCCCAAGUGUUUCCGACCCGAGACCCCCGCCCCCCAGAUGGCUGUCUCCCGUGCCCCCCCCCAUGGACACUCCUCCGGAGGGGGGCUUGGCAACGAACGAGGAGGGAGGCGCAGCUGUAGGGUGGGGGACGCAAGCUGAUGACUGAGCCCUGGGGAGGAGGUGGGGGCUCCUUGGCCGGCCCCGCUCUUCUCGCCGCUCCAGCCCCGCCCCGUCCAUCCAGUGCCUUGCUGAAGACCAUGGCCAGCCGCUUGGGGCCUCCACCGCUCUUCCUUGAACAGGGGUCGUGGCCGCCACAGUCCAGACAGACCAAGGAGGGGGUUCGGGGCUUAAGGCUCCUCGAGAAGGGGAAGGAAUGGGGCAGAUCCGAGGGGGGGGUGUCACUCGGCACAACUGUGAGUGGCAGACACGGGCUGAAAGUGAGCUACACGGACCUUCCGGGAACUGCAGCUGGUAGGGGCCGUGCGCUCUGCAUCACCGCCAGAAAGAGGAGGGAUUCCAAGGGUGUGCAUGCUGGGGAGGCUGGGAAAAGUGGUCACUUCCUCCCUACUUCAGCCCUGGUCUUUCUUCCUCUUUAUCCUCCCCUGCUGGUCUCUCAGAGACCCCCCGAGCCUUUGACAGAAGGAGGCUCCAAGGGGCCUCUUCCCGAUCCGAUCCUUCCAUCCUGGAUCUUUUACCCAUUCGCGCCCCUAGGCUGGAUCCUCCUCUCCUAGGGCCCACGGUAGAGGUCCUGCUGAGCUCUUGGCUCCUUUCCUCUCCUGUCAAGGGGACCCGUCCUACCUUGCCAUGGGGUCCCCUUCCUGUGCCAAGCAAACCCCUGUCAGAACCAACCUGGACCGCUCCCCUGGUCCUGGUUCUACCAGCUUUUUAGGGCCAAGUGGAAUCCGGGAAGAAGGAAGAGAAACGAGCCCAGAGGCUCCUGAUUCGGUAGUGCCCACUGGAUGAGCCAAUAAAGGAAACUCUGCCACCUCCUCCA